Postia placenta MAD-698-R-SB12 is the source of this 1128-nucleotide messenger RNA. RefSeq lists its product as hypothetical. Gene Ontology annotation, biological process: protein folding; protein peptidyl-prolyl isomerization. Bases 1 to 1128 code for a protein of 375 amino acids. Gene Ontology annotation, molecular function: protein binding; peptidyl-prolyl cis-trans isomerase activity. The transcript is spliced from 6 exons. NCBI's taxonomy places the organism in Eukaryota, Fungi, Basidiomycota, Agaricomycetes, Polyporales, Adustoporiaceae. The record is from RefSeq and is a predicted model, not a curated record. Gene Ontology annotation, cellular component: intracellular membrane-bounded organelle.
AUGGCUUCAGAACGGCCCCUCGUGUUCUUCGACAUUACCAUCGGCGGUAAGCCCGCUGGUCGUGUCGUAAUGCAGCUGUACAACGAUGUCGUCCCGAAGACCGUUGAGAAUUUCCGCGCACUAUGUACCGGCGAGAAGGGAGAAGGGCAGUCCGGAAAGCCCUUGCAGUACAAGGGUUCGGCGUUCCACCGUGUGAUCAAAGGGUUCAUGGUACAAGGUGGUGAUUUUACGCAAGGAAACGGGACGGGUGGUGAGUCUAUCUAUGGGGAGAAGUUUGAAGACGAGAACUUCGAAGUCAAGCACACGAAGCGUUUCCUAUUAUCCAUGGCAAACGCUGGUCCGGGGACAAACGGCUCGCAGUUCUUCAUCACCUGCAGUGCCACGCCGCACCUUGACGGGAAACACGUCGUCUUUGGCGAGGUCAUUCGUGGCAAGUCCGUCGUUCGCGCAAUUGAGAGUACACCGACUAGCUCCGGGGACGUGCCAACGGCGCCAUGUGUCAUCGCAGACUGCGGUCAGCUCUCACCCGACGACCCGUGCCUCUCGGAGAGCGCUGCCGCGAAUGACAGUGACCCGUACGAAGACUACCCCGAUGACCAGGACUCGGUAGACGGCCAGAAUGUCAUUGAGAAGCCGGAGGCUGCGCUGAAGGUUGCAAGGGAGGUCCGGGAGAUCGGCACGAAAUUGUUCAAGGAGGGUAAGGCCGAAGACGCGCUUGCCAAGUAUCAGAAGUCGAUACGUUAUCUCGACAUGCAUCAGACGCUCCCGGAUGAUGCCCCGCCCGAACUUAAGGACUCGUAUGACGCACUGCUUGCACCGCUCUUCCUCAACUCCGCGCUGGCAGCGCUUCGUGCGGGCGGGACCGCGAAUGCAGGAAUCGCGCUCAGGGCUGCGGACCGCGCGCUGGAGAUGCAGCUCAGCGAUGCGGACAAAGCGAAAGCGCUCUACCGUCGGGCACUUGCAAAUGCUAUUUUGAAGGAGGACGACAGUGCCGAAGAAGACCUCGUCGCAGCGAGUGAACUCGUAAAGGACGACAAGGCGAUCCUGAGUGAGCUGGAGAAAGUGCGACAGCGGAAGAAGGAAAAGAAGGACAAGGAACGCAAGGCGUUCAAGAAAUUAUUUGCAUGA